Molecule: messenger RNA, 1704 nt
Organism: Durusdinium trenchii
Lineage: Eukaryota; Dinophyceae; Suessiales; Symbiodiniaceae
Source: the annotation of a GenBank genome assembly
CACACGUCCUCUGGGAACAAUCAAUCUGAAGACACAGCUGCGCCCGCACCUGGCAACAUGGCUUGCACAGUGGAGGGCUACUCUGUCAAGUUCAUCGAUACCGUCGCAAGUUAGAAAGGAGGACAAGUAGAUGACUCACGUGACUCACGAGUUUUGCUGGGCAGAUUUGGUCCCCUGUUUUCAUGAUGCCUGCAAAGACUACAAGCGAGACCGAGUAGGCCCUCACGUGGUACCAGUGGAAAUUACCCUCGGUCGCGCCCUGGCGUUGGAUGGCCCCAUUGGCCAGGUCUAUGGAGGCGAAGCUCACCACUUUCAGCUGAAGCAUCCCAACUACGCCUUCACCGGUGCUCGCCAUCAACUUCGACGGGUACACCUCGCACUCUAUAAGAAGUACAAGUUCCUUGAUUAUGACAAGGAUCUGACCAUUUUCUCUUCAAAUUUGUUGGCCAUGACGGAGUCAGAGAUGAAGACCUAUGCAUUGCUGAUCCGCAUAUUGGAGAAAUUCUAUUGGAAGCGCUUGCUGCGGCCCGAGAUUGACGACGAAACUCAUGGGAAGCAACGCAGUCAGGAGCAGGCCUGUCAGGUGCUGAGGAGCUACCGACAUUUUUGCCCAGUCACCUUUGCUGCCCUGAGACAACGAGGCUUUGAGGAAAGUCUCUUGAAGAUCGUAGAUCAGUGGUUGCGGAGUUUCUUCUGCUUUGGUUGGGAUCCCGAUUGGAAGCACAUGGGCAACUUUCAGAGACUCAUUCAGAUGCUCUUCAAGGUGAAAGUGGACGAGAGCGACCCUUUUCGAGAUCUGCGGCGGAUUUGCGUGUGCUUGCUGCUGCAAAACUCGGACAAGCUCUUGGAGGCCUGCCAACAGUCACGGGCCAGCACCGGAGACUUGGAGGCGAUCGCCAAGCGAGUAGUGCUGGGCGGCAGCUUUUUCCAGGUGCUGAAGGAGAUGAACUGCUGCGACAUGGAGUUGAGCACUGAAGACUUGGUGGCCUUCCUGCCCCUGGGGGUUCAUCGGUGGCUGGUGCAGCAUGCUUGAGCUUGACAGCGUACUGCCAGGCUCGGGCCUCGUGAUCCCCGCGGCCUGCGCCUGUAUGGGCCUGGUAGCUGUGUGUGCGGAGGCCUUGAGCGCGCUUCUGUGCAGGUUCUGUGAGCCUUCCAACGAUGUCAUCAUGAAAGAAGCCGAAGCAGAGGAGGACGAGGAUGAGGCUGAUGAGAGCUGGGAGGUGGAUCUGGAUGAUCUAGUCACCUUUGAGUUCCUGUUGGGCACCGGGCAGUGGCAGACCAGUUUGAGGCUCACCUAUGACGCGGUGAUCUCCAUGGAGCUGAACCCUCCCCCCUUGCCCGCCGGCCAGGUGAUCCAGCAAGCCUACUCUUACAAGUACCGAGGCCACCGACCCUUCCAGCAACAUGGGGAAGUUGGUCAAACGCCUUGGGUAGGUUGGAAUGACAAGUGGCGUUCUGCGUGGAAGACGCAGAACUAUUGAGAACUUCGCAGAGGAGGCGAACUUGGCGCGCCAAUUUCGCCUGGACCUCCUGGCGAAAUUGGGGAUUUGAUGAUGCACGUUGCACGUGUUCAACACAUCAUUGAACCUCCCAUGGCAGCGCUGAGGGCACGGGCAGCGCGAACCCGGACUCAUUUGGGCCUUAGAGGACCUAGAAACCCAUCUGACAGUUGCGGGAAACUCGCAGGCACUUGUGGGUCGGUGG